Nipponia nippon (crested ibis) is the source of this 1163-nucleotide messenger RNA. NCBI's taxonomy places the organism in Eukaryota, Metazoa, Chordata, Aves, Pelecaniformes, Threskiornithidae. The record is from RefSeq and is a predicted model, not a curated record.
AUGGGUGAGGAAGACAUAUCCUUCUUUAAUUGCUGGGACAAUUGUUGGUACAGUUUCUCCACAGCUGAGAUGCAGGCCCAUAGGGAGGAAGCGAGAUUCUCUUCGAGUUCUCGGAGAUGGCUGGCCAAUCUAUCCACAAUUGGUGCUUCCGUGUGUCUCCAGCUCGUUAUUGCCAGGGUGUUGGCAUAUGACAUCAGUGCACUUUGUAUAAACUUUUGCCACAUGGACCGUGUGCACCAGAUUUCAUCCGGGUCUUUGGAUACCUGGUUGUUAUCCAGUUUCCUUAAAGGAGACAUGUUUAUUGUCCAUAAUGAAUUGGAAGAUGGCUGGAUGUGGGUUACAAACCUACGGACAGAUGAACAAGGUCUUAUUGUAGAAGACCUGGUAGAAGAAGUGGGAAGAGAAGAAGAUCCACAUGAAGGCAAAAUAUGGUUCCAUGGGAAGAUCUCCAAACAAGAGGCUUACAAUUUGCUGAUGACAGUUGGUCAGGUGUGCGGUUUUCUUGUGAGGCCUUCAGAUAAUACACCUGGUGAUUAUUCACUUUAUUUUCGGACCAGUGAAAAUAUUCAGCGUUUUAAAAUAUGUCCAACAUCAAGCAAUCAGUUUAUGAUGGGAGGCAGAUAUUAUAAUAGUAUUGCUGAGAUCAUUGAACAUUAUAGAAAAGAACAGAUUGUUGAAGGAUAUUACCUUAAAGAUCCUGUUCCAAUGCAGCAUCAAGAACAGGUGCUUAAUGAUACAGUGGAUGGAAAAGAAAUCUAUAAUACAAUUCGUCGCAAAACAAAGGAUGCUUUUUAUAAAAAUAUUGUCAAAAAAGGAUAUCUUCUGAAAAAAAGUAAAGGAAAGAGAUGGAAAAACUUGUACUUUAUAUUGGAGGGAAAUGAUGCCCAGCUUAUUUAUUUUGAAAGUGAAAAACGAGCCACAAAACCUAAAGGAUUAAUAGACCUUAGUGUGUGUUCAGUCUAUGGAGUACAUGACAGUUUAUUUGGCAGGCCAAACUGUUUUCAGAUAGUAGUUCAGCACUUCAGUGAAGAGCAUUACAUCUUUUACUUUGCAGGAGAAACUCCAGAACAAGCACAGGUGAGAGCUUUUGUUGAAAGCAAGCGUACCACAGAUGGUGGCUAUGUCUACAUUAGCAAAUAUUACUAUGCAAUAGUAGCAGAUCU